UUUAUGAGCAGGUUUUUGUUUUACCAGGCCAGUGGCGAGGACUAUUCCGCCCCCCUCCUCAAAAAAAUAUGUUUAAAUUUUCAAACGCAAUGUAGCCGAACGCGUUCUUCUUUUGACAUCCUCCCCACAAGGUGGUCUCACUCUGAAGUUAGUUGCAACAUCUGGACUCUUGCUAUCACUGUGGAACUCCGUCUCGGCUAUCCCACCAAGCAUUGAGUUGGAGCACCCUGGACGUAACUGUCUCCGGGCAAUUUCUCAACACCUGUUUGCAAAGUACAUUUCUUUGGUGGUGGUGGUUGUUAGGAUUGACAUGGGACAUUUCAAUUUGUUGACCGGAAGCACAUCGCUAACUCAUUAAUCUCAACCAUGUGGGAAAUCACGUAGGUUUUCCAGUGCGUCAGUGAGCAGAUAUUGUUGUCUAAUGCUGCUCAUUUAAAUUAAACUGGAGCAGUUCAAUGGUGGUAGAGGGCUGGUCGACGUUUCGGAUCGAGACUGCCUGACCCGCAGACUUCUUGCAGCAGUUUGUCUUUUUGCUCCAGAUUGCAGCAUCUUUUGCCUCUGGAUUUGGCCCAUUCUCACCGGGUCACCAUUAACCAGAAAGCACUGGAGCCAUUCGCUUUCGGUUUCGCAAUGAGCUGGGAAACGCCUGUUUUGUUUUCAGUCAUGUCAGCAAAAAAGGAAGCUUCAAAAUGUCCCUUCCUCUCCCGACCGCAGCUCAUUAGUCAUAAAACCCGGUCCGAGACUGUUGAACUUUCUGUGUGCUGAAACUUCGCAUCCCCUGUCCCAGGCUGUCUCUCCACUCCAAACAUGAAGGCUGACCUGUUGCAGACUAAUGAUGGAACACAUGACAAGCAUACACUAACAAAGGUGAAGAUGUCUGUGAAUAAACAAAAUGAAAACUUGCUUAAGGUUCAGGGCCCCCUGUGCAGCAAGACUGUAAGAUCAAUACCAUAUGUGUUCAUCAGGAGUCUUAUCAUUCUCUGCACAGCAAUAGCAGUUGUUUUAUCAUCCAUUUCUGUGUGCCAUGAUUAUUGGCUGUUUGUAGACAAGAAGAUAUUUGGACUCUGGCAUUUCUGCACUUUAGAACUUGACCUCAAGGCUCAGUGUACAACUGAAAUCAGUGUUGCUGAGAUUGUUGAUUUAUACACUGGCCUAGUUUUCACGAGGAUCACCGCAAGUCUUGCUGUGGUACUAGCAAUAUUUGGUUUGGAGAUGCUAAUCACUUCUCAGCUUUGUCAAGAUGCCUACGCCAGGCGCAAGUGGGCAUUUGGCUCGGGACUGACUUUAUUAUCUUCCUUCAUGACAUCUAUUGGCAUGUUGACCUUUGUCAUUCAGUUACGGAACUUUAUUACGUUCACUGGUUUCAGUUUAGCGUUCUGGUUUGAAGUCAUUGCCACUUGCCUUUUUUACCUCAGCAGUAUUAGUGGUCUUCAAAUUUACAGCAUGACAUCCUCAGCUAAGGAUAGUUUAACAGAUGUAUAAUUAUCCUAAUUUCCUUACUUCUUUAAAAAUAAAUGAGUUCCCAUGUCUGUCAAUGUAAAAUGCGAAUCUAAGUUUUGGCUCGUUCGGUAUCCUUGUGAAAUUAACAGAUCAUUUUGCUUUUUUUUUUACCUACUCUAUUUUGUAUUGUAAUGUGGAGUUUUGUGUUUCAAUAAUUUUGAUACAGAAAUCAGACAAAAAGAAAUUUACUUUCCAGGUGAGGUGUGGGGAAGGUAUGGACUUGCCAAAAUUUUUCCUGAAACACUGCAUAUUUUUUUAAAGCACCCAUUUGUUUGACAGUACUGCAAUAGGGCUAGGCAAGUGGGGACAAAGUAUUAUUAUCUUAAUAUUGAAAUAAUACUUUGAAAAUUUUCAGCACUUCCUUACCUAAAGAAAAUAACUUAGAUUUUUUAAGAAAUCUUGGCUUCAAAAAAACAGCUGCACAGUGCAUUUGAAGACUAGCGUCCUUGAUGAAUUAAUAAUAGCGCUAUGGUUUACUACAUUGUGGUUUUUACCUUCAUGGGAUUUGGAUUUGAAUCCAACGCAGACUUUCUGGAUGAAAGGUUCUUCUUCUUCGACUGCAGGAGCUUUGAGUAAAAUUAAUGUGGAAAGUCUUAAACCAAUCCUUUAGGGGAUAGGUUUACAACAUAAAAUGUCCAUGAGUUGACAUUAAAUUGACUGAAUCACUGAGAAAUUUUGGAAAUGACUGAUGGCUAGGGGAAUUAGAAGAAUGGAUACUGAUGCAGUGCAGGUGCUCCUCUGAAAUUGUGUUGAGGCACAUUGUUGGGAUAGAACAGAGAGAUAUUUUUCCUCUAAAUUUCACUAAACUAUACCUGUCAUCUAAGAGCUUUAAUGCUGAUACUGAACAGAGUCAUUUUAUCAUUCUGUGCUGUCAAUGCAGUGUCUAGUAGUGAGGCAUAGAAGAAAUCACCCCAUAUGAUAGCAAUAUUACGAUCAACAGCUUGCGCCUCAAUGUUCUGAUGAGAUCGUGCCAUGUGGCGCCCUGCCAGCUGUGUAGCACUGCAAAAGUACUAUAAUGAUGCUCAUUUUGCAAAAGAAAAAUGAUAAAUAACUAUAUAAGAAAUCAUGCAGAAUAACACGGAUAAAACUGAAGCAUUGAGUUUAAUGGAAUUAGUUGAAUAAUGUAGUUUGAAACCUACGCAAGACAAAUUUAACAAUAUCUCUAAAUAUAGACUGAACUUGUCAUUAUACAGUAAAAGCAUUUUGUAUUAUUCACACAUUCUUGUAGAUGUUCUUGAUUUGAUCACACACAUUUCAGAAUUAUUGAUACACAAUAUAAAGGAAACUUUAAGCAUGGAAUGGUUAAUAUGAAAAAAAAGACAUUUGGUAAAUUACAUUUCCUGGUUUAUACAGUGCCUAAAAUCUAAACUAAUUCAGCCCAACAUAUCAAAUUUCAGUUUUACACAAUGGUUUUCAAAAAGCAAUAGAUCACAUUCAAAUCUUUUACAAUAAUGCUAUACUCAACAAAUAAAUGCUUCUGUUUCAAAUCGAUCAUUCACAGGAUAUAUUGAGAUCUUUCUCGUAGGGUAGUGGGGAACUAUAAUGUCAUGAACCAAAUAUCUAAAUGUUAUGCAUUUAUAAACUCAUUUUGGUUUGAAUGGCUUGAGUGUUUUAUAAUGUUAUUACUUUUGCAAAGGGGAGAGGUGUCUUUUGAGAAAAACUUAGUGUCAUUCAGACAAGUUUUAGCAAUUUUAUCAGAUAUACUAAGCAAGGCCAAGCCAAUUUAAGAGUGCUUUGCGAUCUACUUUCUGUCAUCAAUUUAUUUUAAAAUUAAAAUGACAUUGUAACCUAAUAUAAAAUGAUCUGACCAUACCCCGUCUAGCUAGGGUUAAUUAUCAUCUAUACUGAAUUAAGAUGCAUAUAUUAAAUUACUUCUUUGUAUUAGUAGCAUUUUGUGAAUGAUUUGUAAAUCUGCAAUGUUGUUCCAUGUUCACAUUUUUCCCUCCAGUAUUGUAGGUUUGUUGUAAAAUUUUUUCUCUGAAUAUAAAUUUUAAAAUUAUGCUGCUGAACUUAGAUGUGUUGUUUGCCCUCUUCCCAGAUUCUGUUAAGAUUCAAGCUGAUAAAACCUGAACAACAAAACACUGAUUUCAAUUAUGUUAUAAGUGCUGUAUUAUCAGUUUUGAAUAUAGUCAUUUGUCAGUACUGAAAGAAAUCACUAGGCUCUCUGUAAUGUUUAAUUCUGUUCAUUAAAAUGCAUAUUAAAAUGCCUUUCAUAUGUCAUGUCAGCAUGGUUGUGCAACCACUUCUCAGACUAAUGGAUAUUAGACUAUAGAUAUAAUUUCAGAGUUUAUUUUGAACAAGAACCUGUUAGCAGAUUCCAUUUUAUUGUGUCAUAAUAUGCUGAAGCAGGGCUAUUUAGACAUUUCCAGUGUUUAGACCAACUGUUACACAUUUUGCUUUUAAAUAUUUAAUUCAGUAGUGAGAUAACUGGGGGAUCUGGGGCCUAAGUGAUCCGGAAAAUAAGCUGCAUAUCUCCUUAAAAAAGCAAAUUGAAGGAAUGUGAAAUAAACAGUGCAAGGUCUGUGAAAGAAAUUAAAAUGAGUGAAUUUAGUGUCAAACCAAGAAAAGGAAUAAAGGGUUGGGGGUGGGAGUGGUGGAGAGUAAAGAUUGAAUCUGGAGUACAGAGGAAAAAAUUCAUUAAAAGAAUGUACAUUCUUAAAAAUUUCCCUCAAUAAUUCAUACCCAAAGAAAUGAAACUGCACCUUCUUUUAAUAGUUUUCAGUCUUAAUGAGAUUGUUUGAUGGUAAUUAACAUUUAUUGUUAUUAAAAAGAGACUUAAACUGAAAUAGACUAGAUUUUGUGCAGUGAGUUUAGUUCACUUUACCACAGAAAUACACCACACCGCUCAAUGAAUGUUGAGACAGAUUACAAGAUGCCAAUUUUAUAAAGCUACCAGUGGAGUGUCAUAUCUCAGAAACAACUAACUUGAAAUUGCUGAAUGUGCAUAAAUGAUAGAAAGUGAUAUGAGCUUUCCUGCUAUUUAUUGAGAUCUGUUCAUUUAAAUUGGAAGCAGAAUGUAUUUUUUGUUUAGCCUAAGUAGGAUCCCUUUUGAUUUUUGUAUAUUUUCAAGCAUUUGAUA
This is a messenger RNA of Pristis pectinata (smalltooth sawfish), 4579 nucleotides long. It is a transcript of the gene tmem37, whose product is annotated as transmembrane protein 37. The record is from RefSeq and is a predicted model, not a curated record. Lineage: Eukaryota; Metazoa; Chordata; Chondrichthyes; Rhinopristiformes; Pristidae. The transcript has 3 exons. Gene Ontology annotation, molecular function: voltage-gated monoatomic ion channel activity; calcium channel activity. The coding region runs from base 808 to 1482 and encodes 224 amino acids. Gene Ontology annotation, cellular component: membrane.